This is a messenger RNA of Mauremys mutica (yellowpond turtle), 2759 nucleotides long. Its product is annotated as aspartyl/asparaginyl beta-hydroxylase-like. Gene Ontology annotation, biological process: peptidyl-aspartic acid hydroxylation. NCBI's taxonomy places the organism in Eukaryota, Metazoa, Chordata, Testudines, Geoemydidae. Bases 181 to 942 code for a protein of 253 amino acids. The record is from RefSeq and is a predicted model, not a curated record. Gene Ontology annotation, cellular component: membrane; endoplasmic reticulum. The transcript has 6 exons. Gene Ontology annotation, molecular function: peptidyl-aspartic acid 3-dioxygenase activity.
ACGCAAGUGAUGCCCCGCCCAUGCCGAGGAGAGCGCUAGGAUUGGCGGAGGUGGCUGUCAGUCGGUCUCCGGGGCGGGUCCUUUGGCUGCGGCUGCUACACACGCAGGGUCAGGCAGAAGCCACCGCUGUGUCCUCGCUCAGGCCCGGGGCGCCCGCUCCUCCCCCUGACAGACGGUGACAUGGCUCCGCGCAGGAACCCCCCCAAAGGCGCCGGCAGCAGCAGCAGCAGCCCCGGCCAGGGGGCCAGGAAAGAGACAAAGCAUGGAGGAAACAAGAAUGGGAAGAAAGAAGGCCUCUCUGGAAGCUCAUUUUUCACCUGGUUUAUGGUAAUAGCACUGCUGGGAGUUUGGACAUCAGUAGCAGUUGUUUGGUUUGAACUUGUAGAUUAUGAAGAAGUUCUAGCCAAAGCAAAGGACUUCCGUUAUAACUUGUCAGAGGUACUUCAAGGCAAGCUUGGGAUAUAUGAUGCUGAUGGAGAUGGAGAUUUUGAUGUGGAAGAUGCCAAAGUUUUGCUAGGAGAGGCGCCAGGAGGGGUAGACAAGAGAAAAGCUAAGGCCAAAGUAAAAGAAGCAAUUAAAGAACCACUCAAGAAAAUAAGAGAGAAAGAAGCAUCCAGGAAGAAGGAAAACAAAGUUGAAGAGAAAAAGAAAACCAUGGAAGGAAAAGUUGCUGACCGAAAGGUUAAGAAAGUUGUUGAGGUGGCUAAAUUGAGGAAAGAUUCUGACAAGGUUAAAAAAGACAAAGGCAAGGAAAACGAAAAAUCAGGAAUAGACAAAAAUGUGAAACACAAGGAAACUAUGAAGAAAUCAGCCCCUGAAAAGGUGGUUACCCCUUCUCAAGCAGGGAAAGACACAGUAACUAAAAAGAUAGCUAAAAUCCUUUCUGGAGUUUCUGAAAAUUCAGCAAAGGAAGAUGAGAAGAAAAAACAAAUAGGAAUUUGAUGGUGAGAAAAAAUUAGUGUAUUGGUAACAAUUUUUCUGAAAGUCAUUAGUGUGAGUGAUUAUGCAGAAUGCUUAUGUGUGUACUUGCAUUGUAAACACACAACAAAUAUCUGCUGUGGAGCUCAAAUGUGUACAUAAUGCUUUUGACCACAAGUCCUGUACAUUAAAAAAUUGUUGCUAUAGCUUUGAAAUAGGACUUCUUUUACAUACAAUAUCAAACCCUUAAAUACAUGUCUCUUGCUUUGUAUUAAGGUGUUACAUUUUUCUUGUAGAUAUGUGAAGAGUGUAUAAACAUUGUUGAUCAUAUGUAAAAGUUUAUUAAUGUAUUAUUAGAGGAUAAUCUGAACAUUACCUAAGUGAUGAAAAUUCCUGUUGUAAGAAACUAAUUCUCAUUUCAUUAUAAGGCAUGCAAACUAGAAAUAGUGUCAGUGAAACACAUUUGUCAGAGUCUGAUGCUUUUAUUGAGCGCUGUAAUGUUUUUCAGUGGUGCUGUGACAGUUUUUGUUUUGUAUUGCUACUACUGUGCUAAAUUACUGCUGUGUUGGCUUCAUCUUUUGUCUGAAACCUUUGUUAGUUCACUAUGGGCGAGAUUUUCAAAAGUAUUUAGCACCCAAAAUUGGGGGCAGAUUUUCAAAAGAAAUCUCCCAGAAGCCAGCAGCUCCCUUCUCAAUGGAAGCUUCUGGGUGCUUACUGCUUUUGAAAAUCUAGCCACUUACUGAGAUGACUAACUGGGAGUUGUUGCUUGCUGAUCAAAUUUCAGGAAGCUGACAUUGUACCAUUAUUUGUAUUUUGGCUAGACUGGAUUAGAGAACAGAUUUGUGUAUUGCAGCCACUCAUAGAAUAGCUUAUUCCUACAAUAGUUCUAAAUGUUCUACUUCUAUACAUUAGCUCAUUUUUUGGACUGGUAUUUCUUUUGUUUUAUUUCAACAGUGAAGAAUGAGAAGUCUUAUUAAUUGGGGUAAAUAGGAUGUUACAAAAUUUCUUCAGAAAUAGUGUAUUUCAGUAUGUUACAAAAUCUAUACUUAAUUUCUAGUUGGUAUAUAAGAGAUACUUUAUGUACAAAUCCUGAUUUUAUUGGACAAACGAUAGAAUUGAUUAUAUGCUGAAUCAUUGCAAAUAAAAUUACAAGAGACUUGAACAAAAUCUGAAAAUGAUACUUGAGGGUCACUGACUGUAGUGGCUGGUGGUCCUAGCAAGGUUCUGGAAUUUGACUCUGCAAUUCUGGGUCUACCAUAAACUGUUCUGUGACCUUGUAUAAGUCACUUCACUUCUGUCUCUCAGUUGAUCCAGUACAUAUAUGCAUGCUUAGUUGUAUUGAGGCUUAGUAUUUAUAAGGUGCUUUAAGACCUAUGAGUGACAGGUGCAGUAGUAUACUUUUAUAUAACACUGUGAAGGAAACAAUGUUUUUGAAAACAAAAACAAUGGCAAACAGUACAAUGUGACACACGUUGUCAUAAUUAGGGGGAAUGACAUAUGAAUUAGUUUCUAAACACUGGGAAAAUAUAAAGUGUAUGGAUACACAUCUGCGUGUUGAUCAGGGUACAUUUUAGAGAUUAGCAAAAAUGUGGGAGUGAAUAUAGAAAUCUCUCAGAACAGCUCUAGAAAAAUAUUCUAAAUCUCCUUUGGAAAUGGGACUUGAUAUCUAUUCUUGCAUAACAAGCCCAGACUUCUCCUAAGUUUAAGUUCAGUAACAAUAUUAUACUCUUAUCUCUUAUUCCAUUGUAAUCUGUUGGAAAUUAAGAUAAAUAUUUGAUAGAGAAACACUUUUCUUGUAAUUAGGUACUGGAAGUACUUCUAUUGGCAGAUUACAUCUAGGG